Messenger RNA from Pochonia chlamydosporia 170, 1161 nucleotides. Its product is annotated as fungal transcriptional regulatory protein. Bases 1 to 1161 code for a protein of 386 amino acids. The transcript is spliced from 3 exons. NCBI's taxonomy places the organism in Eukaryota, Fungi, Ascomycota, Sordariomycetes, Hypocreales, Clavicipitaceae. The record is from RefSeq and is a predicted model, not a curated record.
AUGGCUCUAAGUGCUUCUGUUCUCGGCGCACAGAACAAUGAUUCACAACUCAAAUUGAAAGGACUACAGACGUAUUGUAGCGCCACGGUUGACAUGCUCAAUGCUGUGCAGCAUCAAAAACACUCCCGAAGUGACGGGGUUUUAGCAGCCGUCAGGCUCUUGGAAUUCUAUGAGGUAUUGUUCGGGUUCGGGGCAAAACUGAACAGCGCGAAUUCCAAUCUCGCGAGCUGGUGGAGGCAUAAUGAUGGCCAACUGGCCUUAAUUCUACAUCGUGGACCGUAUUCUUUCCAGCAUGGGCCGGCACAUACGCUUUUUGUUGAUGCGCGAUACAACACCGCGUUAUCACAUCUCACGCGGAGGAAGCGAUGCCCUCUGGACGACUCCGACUGGAAAACAAUACCGUGGAUAUAUUGCAAGAAGUCGAUUAAAGACAGACUAGUUGACAUUCUGGUGCAUCUCCCAGGAUUGAUGCAGGACAUGGACAUUCUGCAGGAAUUGACGUUAAUAGCACCCGCUGGAGAGUGGAAAAAGAAGGUCCUUAAGUCCUGCUUGGGAUUGAAGGAGGCAUUGCGAAGGUGGGAAACUGAGAUCGGCCAGGAACUCGAGAGAUUUGACUAUACUGUUUCAACAACACCAUUGAAACCACCUUCCACUGACCGGGAGGUGUCACUAUUGCAUCUUAGUACCCUCUACUGGGCGAUAUCCCUGGCCGUGGACACUUCUCUUGGGACCUUGCUUGUACAAAAUGCUCGAUCCGGUGGUGUUGAAGGCGAUUGCGAAGACGACUCAGAGACGGAGAGUACAUCGUCGAUGGCAACUUCUGGCAAGGGCGAUUCAAGUUCUAGGCGUCAGCUCAAAGACCAGGACGAUCGCAGGACGUUAUUACGAACGUACGCGUACAAAAUAGCCCACGCCAUCCCACUCUUAUUUGAGCCUGAAUCCGGUGCUUUUGGCUGCAACGUCGCCUUGUUUCCGUUGCUAUCGGCUUGGCGCUUUCUAUCCAUGACAGAGCCGGUUGACAAACCGAGCCCCGAGCAUCAAAUCAUUUUGAAACUUUCUGAGAAACAAUUUCAGGGGACCAGCGUUGGCAGAUUUUCCGCCAGCUUGAAGCGUGACGUGUGGAACCAUAAGCAAUCUGGCCAUGCAGCCAAGAAAGACUAA